CUCGAAGAAAGUCAGUUUGGAGGAGCAGCUUGUAACGUCCAAACAUGAAGACUACCGCCGUGGUUCUCGUUCUCUUGGUUUUAGCCGCCGUUUUAAUCCAGGACAUUGAUGCCUAUAGAAGGUGUCGUUGUAAAAAAUGGUGCAACAAGAAAUACGAGUACACCGUGGGCCGGUGUUGGUGGAAGUACAGGCUGUGCUGUAGGCGUUGGUGGGGUGGAUACGGUGGCGGAUACGGUGGCGGAUAUGGUGGCGGAUUCGGUGGCGGAUAUGGUGGCGGAUUCGGUGGUGGAUACGGUGGUGGAUACGGUGGCGGAUAUGGUGGCGGAUACGGAAUGGGAUAUGGAAUGGGUGGUGGAUACGGUUACUAAAGAUGGGGCAGGAAACAUUGAGCCAUCUCGGCCUAAGCUGGAGCAUCGGACCUUUGACUGGAACGUCUUACCGGACAACGACGCUUUGCUCAAAUUACUUCUUUUGUAAUAUAUUUAAAAAUAAAAUAUCUGAACUCGCA
This is a messenger RNA of Mya arenaria, 508 nucleotides long. RefSeq names its product glycine-rich protein 3-like. Bases 45 to 368 code for a protein of 107 amino acids. Lineage: Eukaryota; Metazoa; Mollusca; Bivalvia; Myida; Myidae. The transcript has 4 exons. The record is from RefSeq and is a predicted model, not a curated record.